This is a messenger RNA of Paramecium sonneborni, 971 nucleotides long. NCBI's taxonomy places the organism in Eukaryota, Ciliophora, Oligohymenophorea, Peniculida, Parameciidae. The record is from the annotation of a GenBank genome assembly.
AAUGCAUUUUUUUAGAAUUGAAAACAUAAUCAAGAUACCAUAUGUAAAAUAAGAUUACAAACACUAAUUUCUUAAAACUAAUAAAUUCAAAAAUGAAUUUAUCAUAUUAAAUGAAGAAUCUGAAAGUCAUUAAGCUUUAUUUCAUGUUUACAAACCUAUGGAUGAUUAGAUAUAUUUUGUUAAAAGAGUAAUAUUUUAAAUCUAUUUUUUUAUAGAUUCAUUUACAAGCUACUUUUAAUUCAUCAUUUAUGUAUGUUUUUCAUUCAAAUGAUAUACAUAUAAGUAAAGCCAAAAUACUUGCUUCCCUUUCGCAUCCUAAUCUAAUUAGAUUAUAUGACUGGUGGCUAGAAAUUCUCAACUUUAAACCAUAUCUUUUUAUGUAAAUUGAAUAUUGCACAUAUCCACGUUAUAUAUCAUAAACCAAAAAUUUGCUUAGCUAUGCAUAUUUUUAUAUGAACCCUAUGGAUUGCAAAUAAAAACAUAAGUUAAUUUAGAAUAUUAUGCAAUAAAUAAUAUAAGGCUUAGAAUUUUUAAAAUAAAGAAACAUUCAUAUAAUAGAUUUAAAACCAGAAAAUAUUAUAGUUACAAUUACUAUCACUGGAGAUUUAUAAGUAAUUUAUAUUGUAGAUUUUUAAUAGGUCUUAAUUUCUGAUUUCAACCCUACUGAUAAUAAAUCAAAAUCAAAAAAUAUAGAAAAUAUAUCUGUUGCUUUUGGAGCAUUAAUUAUGCAUUUAAUCUUAACAUUCCCAGGAGAUGGCACACUCAGAAAUAACUAUAUUAUUAAAUUUUAAAGUAUGAACUUAUAGGAUUCAAUAUCACUUUUUGAUUCAUGGGCUCAAAAAGUUAAAAAUAGAAAUCGAGAUUUUUCAUUUCAUCUCUUUAAAAACUUAAUGCUAUAAGCUCUAUCCCUUUUAACAAAUUAAUAUCAUGAUUUCCAUGAACUUAAAACUAUUAUUUAAAAAAUCGUUUGA